Messenger RNA from Anoplophora glabripennis (Asian longhorned beetle), 1958 nucleotides. It is a transcript of the gene SF1, whose product is annotated as splicing factor 1. NCBI's taxonomy places the organism in Eukaryota, Metazoa, Arthropoda, Insecta, Coleoptera, Cerambycidae. The record is from RefSeq and is a predicted model, not a curated record. Gene Ontology annotation, biological process: regulation of mRNA splicing, via spliceosome. Gene Ontology annotation, cellular component: nucleus. Bases 105 to 1823 code for a protein of 572 amino acids. The transcript has 8 exons. Gene Ontology annotation, molecular function: zinc ion binding; mRNA binding.
CUCAUGUUACGUUGCGUUGCUCUUCUUGGUUUAUACUGAAUUAAGGCGUUGUUGCGGCCAUAUUGGAUCAAUAUUAAUAGUGAGUGUGUGAAGAAAAACGGAAAAUGGGUUCAUCAAGACGACGGGAUAGAUCUCGCGACCGCGAUAGAGACCGGGACAGAAGAGAUAGGAGGCGAAGUAGAUCCCGAGAUAGGGACAGGCACAGAGACAGGGACAGGGACAGAGACCGUGAUAGGGAUAGGCAUAGAGACAGAAGUCGAAGCCGUGAUAGGAGAAGGGAACGGGAAAAGACACCGCCAGAGCCUGAUGGUGAUAAAAUGAUAGCCGAUACCCUAGCUACUAUCGCAGCUACUAGAAAUUUUGCAAACUUGAUUUCUAAAGAAGGGGAUGGUAAUUCCAAUCAUUCUACAGGUAGCGGAGAUGACGAAAAGAAGAGAAAGAGAAGAUCCCGGUGGGGUGGGAGCGAACACGAGAAGAUUUUCAUUCCCGGCAUGCCUACGAUUUUACCUCCAAACUUGGACAAAGAUCAGGAACAAGCAUAUUUACUUCAACUGCAGAUAGAAGAAGUGAGCCGAAAACUCCGAUCGGGCGACCUCGGGAUUUCCCCCAAUCCGGAAGAAAGAUCUCCAUCGCCUGAGCCGAUUUACAGCAGCGACGGCAAGAGGUUGAACACUAGGGAGUUUCGUACAAGAAAAAGAUUGGAGGAAGAGAGACAUGCCCUGGUUCUUAAAAUGCAGUCAAUUAAUCCAGAGUUCAAACCUCCAUUGGAUUACAAACCCCCAGUGAUUCGCGUAAGCGACAAGGUGAUGAUACCUCAAGAGGAGCAUCCAGAGAUAAAUUUUGUGGGGCUUUUGAUUGGACCCAGAGGAAACACUUUGAAAACGAUGGAGAAGGAGACCGGGGCCAAAAUAAUUAUCCGCGGGAAGGGAUCGGUGAAGGAAGGUAAGGUCGGACGGAAAGACGGGCAGCCUUUGCCUGGUGAAGACGAACCGCUGCACGCCUACAUCACUGCUACAAAUCCUGAAUGUGUAAAAAAGGCAGUGGAAAGGAUAAAAGAAGUUAUUAGGCAAGGUGUUGAGGUGCCGGAGAAUCAGAACGAUUUGAGAAGGAUGCAGUUGAGAGAACUUGCACAACUCAACGGUACAUUGAGAGAAAACGACGGAAUGCGGUGCAAUAAUUGUGGAGCUACAGAUCAUAAAUCGUGGCUGUGUCCUGACAAACCAAACGUUACCAACAACAUCGUGUGCUCCAGUUGCGGAGCCGCAGGUCACAUUGCCCGUGAUUGUCGCUCCAAGAGACCCGGCCAAGGAGGUCCUCCACUACCGGGAGACAAAGCAAAGAUCGAUGAAGAAUACAUGUCACUUAUGGCGGAACUGGGAGAAGGACCACCGCCCGAACAACAAAAUGGGACUCCCAACACCUCACGCAAAACUAGUUUCAACAUUUUCGAGCCACAGAUGGCCCCAAGGCCUCUGAUGGCUCCACCACCGAUGGCUUCAAAUCCGAUGUCCAUGCCGAUGAAUGGAAUGCCACCACCGCCUUGGACGGGGCCUCCAAACAUGCCUUGGCCUCCUGGUCCUCCCGGAAUUAUGCCGCCUCCACCGCCGCCCGGUGCUUCCAGUCCGCCACAGAUGAUGCCGUGGACGGCACAGCCUCCUCCACCGGGUGCUUCAAAUGGGGCCAAUUUACCACCUCCCUCCAGUAUGCCCCCGUGGGGAGCCCCGCCUUUCAGCUGGCCUCCCAGUAACUGCCCCCCUCCCCCUCCUCCAGGGAUCGAUGUUAAUAGCCUCUUAACGGCACCCCCUCCUCCACCACCCUCUUAAUGUUCGUGUAAAUAUUUUGUAAGGUAUGGAAAAUAAAGUUUCCUUUUGGUAAUAUAAUUUGUAAGUUAAUUCUCAGCACUAGUAUGUCUAUUUGAUGUAACUGUAUCACAUUCAAUAUAUAUGAUUGAUCACUAA